ACGACGCUUUUUCAAUCUUUCUUAGUAUUCGCGGGUUCGUCUCUCCCUCCGAUACAAGGGAAACAUAAGAUUAAUAUUCAAAUUAUCAACUCCCGAGUCCAUUCUACUGAAGUAUCAUUCUGAUUUCUGACAUCAUUCCUUGCUAGCCAAAAAAUUACGGUAGUAUAAGAAUUUCUUCAGCAAGGCUUCUUGAUAUGUGGGAUUCCAUGUUGACAUCAAAGCCCUCCCACGAGGAGGUGGACAUGCUUCGCUAGUAGUAUGCGCUGAUGCAUUUGAACGCCGAAGCCACGUCGAAUUAACAAUAUACUGGUAUUUCGAUAAUCCUUUCGCAACGUUCAAGUUGAUCCCUGUGUUAUCUCAUUCUUUGACAGAAAGAAACUCGCAAUCUGAUGGAAACCUGGAAAUCACGAUGUUCCCGACAACCCGAUAGCUUCUUGUUCAACGUUGAAACUUUUUGGCGUGAUAACUUGCUAAUUAAUUCGAAAAGUAUCCGUUGCUUCAUGGAUAGGACCUCCAAAAAGCGUCAAACUAGCGUGCAUAGCAAUAAGUCUUAAUGAGGAUGCGGCUUGAACUGUAAGCUACUCAGAAUCUUAGCAACGUAGCUGAUUUUAUGGAAGAGAUUAGCAGAUUUUUUAUCCAAAAAGAGAAAUACAAUGACAGUCGGUGGGUAUUUAUGUUGGUUUUCUGCUAUUAAGCCAUUCCUUGCUCCGCCUUGGGGUAAGCCCUCAUUAUUUCCUUUAUUCUUUUGAAAAAAAUCAUACAAGAACACGAACAGCUCAACUUAUGCUGCUGCUAUAUCUCACUCUUUUUCUUGUCGAUUGCUUAAAAAGUUAUUUGUUUGUUCUUUAUUAUUCGUCUAAGUACAUUGUCUAAUAUUUUACGAAUGAUUAUAUAUUUGAAUAUUGGAAAGCAUUUCAAUAGUUAACCUGUUCAUUGAGCGGCUUAAGAGAAGAAGCGAAGAUUAACUCAAUUUGCAUUAUCGAGGGCCAAUUUUCAAUUCAAGAAAACAAGGGUACAGGGAAUGGCAGGUGAAUUGCGUGGGUUUUCGAUGCGUCUGGGUUCAAAGAUGACACCAUCCCACAAUGACAGAAUUCUGUCUUCCUCGUUCUCUUAUAGCAGAGUGAAUUCGGCACAUUCAAAGAAUGCAGCAUCUGAUUUAGGAAGUACAGGAUCCAUUACUCUAACCCGGAAAAAGACCACCAAAAGAUUGUUGGCUGUUUGUACUCUUGCAGAUGUUGCUAAUAAUUUUACGGCCUUGCAGUCACCGUUACAUGGACAAUUAGAGGUGGACCCAAAGACUGUUGCUUCCAUCAUAUUAGGUGGUGGAGCUGGAACUCGUCUUUUCCCCCUUACUCAAAGAAGAGCUAAGCCUGCUGUACCAAUUGGAGGAUGCUAUAGGCUGGUAGAUAUACCUUUGAGUAAUUGCAUUAACAGUGGCAUUAAUAAAAUUUACAUUCUUACUCAAUUCAAUUCCCAGUCCCUCAACCGCCACAUUGCUCAAACUUAUAAUUUAGGAAGUGGCAUCCAUUUCGGCGGCGGUUUUGUUGAGGUAUUAGCGGCAACUCAAACCCCUGGAGAAUCAGGAAAGAAAUGGUUUCAGGGGACAGCAGAUGCUGUAAGACAAUUUCUCUGGUUGUUUGAGGAAGCUGAGCAUAGAAACGUAGAGAAUGUUCUGAUCUUGUGUGGGGAUCAACUUUAUCGAAUGGAUUACACGAACUUUCUGCGGAAGCACAUUAGCUCAAAUGCUGAUAUAUCUAUAUCUUGUCUCCCAGUGGAUGAUAGUCGUGCUUCUGAUUUUGGGUUAGUGAAGGUUGAUGAAUCAGGACGGAUCUGUCAGUUCCUGGAAAAACCUAAGGGAGAACAGUUGAAGUCUAUGCAUGUAGAUACAACUGUCCUCGGCUUAUCAGCUCAAGAAGCAAAGAAAUUCUCGUAUAUUGCAUCUAUGGGGAUAUAUUUGUUUAAAACCGAUGUUCUACUAAACCUCCUCAGGCGCUGCUAUCCAAAUGCAAAUGAUUUCGGGUCUGUGGUCAUCCCGAUGGCCACAAAAGAUUUUAAUGUGCAGGCUUAUCUUUUCAGUGGAUAUUGGGAAGACAUUGGGACCAUAAAGUCUUUUUUUGAUGCAAACAUGGCCCUCAUGGAUCAGCCCCCGAAGUUUCAGUUGUAUGACCAGUCAAAGCCAAUCUUUUCACGUCCUCGAUUCUUACCACCAACUAAAUUGGAGAAGUGCCAGGUAAUGAAUUCUUUGAUUUCAGAUGGUUGCUUUUUGAGAGAAUGCAGUAUUGAACAUUCAAUUGUGGGAGUUCGCUCAAGAAUAGAUUCUGGAGUUCAGCUGAAGGACACCAUGAUGAUGGGUGCUGACUUUUACCAAACUGAAGCCGAAAUAGCAGCUCUCUUGGCGGAGGAAAAUGUCCCAAUUGGCAUUGGGAAGGACACCAAAAUCGUAAUGUGCAGGAGGCAGACCGACCUUCUGAGGGUAUCUACAUUCGAUCAGGAAUCACAGUGGUUCUCAAAAACUCUGUGAUAGGCAACGGUACAAUCAUUUAAAUGAUGAUGGGUGCUCAUUGACUGGAUUCUGCCACAACCCACCAACAAAGUCACGCACAUGAAAAAGGCGUACUAGCCUCAAACUUCGGCUCCCAUACGAAGAUCCAUCAACAAGCGCAAACAUCAAGUUUUGACCGGUGGCUACUUGGCAACGCUGUUAAAUUCAUUCAUUGCCUUAAUUGUAUUCAUUUUUCUUCCACCCACUUGGUAGUUGCAAUAUUUGUAUCACUGAAUAUCGAGUAUAUUUGAAUAAGUAUUCAUAAACAGGCAGUCACUUGCAAGGAUAAAGGGCGUACUUGUUUU
Neltuma alba is the source of this 2847-nucleotide messenger RNA. RefSeq names its product glucose-1-phosphate adenylyltransferase large subunit 1. Lineage: Eukaryota; Viridiplantae; Streptophyta; Magnoliopsida; Fabales; Fabaceae. The transcript is spliced from 14 exons. Gene Ontology annotation, molecular function: glucose-1-phosphate adenylyltransferase activity. The coding region runs from base 1022 to 2521 and encodes 499 amino acids. Gene Ontology annotation, biological process: glycogen biosynthetic process. The record is from RefSeq and is a predicted model, not a curated record.